This is a messenger RNA of Pygocentrus nattereri (red-bellied piranha), 743 nucleotides long. RefSeq names its product MORN repeat containing 5 (gene morn5). The coding region runs from base 20 to 655 and encodes 211 amino acids. The record is from RefSeq and is a predicted model, not a curated record. Lineage: Eukaryota; Metazoa; Chordata; Actinopteri; Characiformes; Serrasalmidae. The transcript has 5 exons.
AAUUAAAGAGUGAAUCUGAAUGAACGCUGACAUCCGGCUGGCGCUGCCUCGUCUCCAUGGAAACGCUGUAACGCUGCUGCUAGUCGCAAUGGAGUUUACAGGCAGCAGUUACUGCGGCUCUUACAGAAAUGGCAGGAUGGAGGGGAAAGGAGAAUAUAAGCUUCCCACACAGACCAGAUAUGAAGGGGAGAUGAAGGAUGGCAUGUUUCACGGAAAAGGGGUCCUAUACUUUCCCAACGGAAGCAAAUAUGAGGGAAUAUGGGAAAAAGGAAUAUGCAAACAGGGAAAUUACACCUUCUCAGAUGGACUGCAAUACCAGGAGACAGACUGGGAUUACUGCGAUGGCUAUGAUCGACGCUUCUACACUGAGAGAUGCCAUGGGCUGAAACCUGCAGGAGAGUCUCAGCUGACCAAUGAGGACCCCCCUCAGCUCAUUCCUGAUGGCUGCUAUGACUGCAGAGAUGGAUUCUACAAUCCUAACACCAGAGUGGUCAGUGACUAUGAGGGCAGCUUUCUUAGAAAUGCUGAUGAAGAGGAGCAUGAGUGGAUAGUGCGGAGCUGCCGGAAGAGCUGGGACGAAUUUGUGGGCCGUUUUUCUGGCAAAAGCAGCCCGGAGGAAAGGGGAGCUUCAGACACAGGCCUGUCCUCAAUCUAAUCUGAUUUAAAAUGCACUUAAACUACAUGCACUUAAACUAAACACUGCAUGAUAAUGGCACUGCAGUAAAUAAAGCUAUCACAAUAAA